AUGGGACGGGAAUCCUCCUCGACGCACCGCUCGACGGCCUCCGCUGGGGUUCACCGGUUCACGAUCGACGGGCACUCGCGGGCUGCACGCAGUAGGGCAUUCAUCUGGUCCAAGCCCUUCUGGGUGGGUGGGUACGAGUGGGCCAUCCUCUACUACCCCAACGGGACUGCCAAUGCCGGCGGGGAGCACGCGUCAGUAUUCCUCGCCCUAAAGAACGCCGGCGAAGCCAAGGUCACCACGUCCUUCACCUUCAGCUGCCUCCAAGAUCCUGCAUCUCCGGCCGCGGAGGAGAGGCGCAAAGUAGUCUACGCCACGACAUUCACCUCCAAGGCUUGUCAAUGGGGAAGCGUCAAGUUCAUCAGCAAAGCGGAUCUGGUUCCGGCCUCGUCGUCGGGCUGCCUGAAAGACGACCGCCUGGUGAUCAAGUGCACCGUGGAGGUCAUCACCACAGAGCUCACCUACGGCGACGACCAAGAUAGCUCGAGUUUCGUCGGGCCACCCUCCGAUCUGACACAGCAGCUCGGCCAUCUCCUGGAGAGCGGCGACGCCACGGACAUUGCCAUCGAUGUAGGCGGAAUAAAGGAAGUCAAGGCGCACCGGUGUGUGCUCACGGCACGGUCGCCGGUCUUUCGUGCGAUGCUGUGCGGCUCCAUGAUGGAGAGCAAGGAAACCAACAUCUGCGUCGAUGACAUGGAACCCAGUGUCUUCGAGGUCCUGCUGCAUUAUAUGUACCACGACGAUCUGCCGUCGUUCAUGAAGGACGCGUGCACGGAAGAGGCAAUAACGAUGGCGCAACACGUGCUCGCCGCCGCCGAUCGGUACGGCGUGGAGAGGCUGAAGCUGAUAUGCGAGAGCAUGCUGGGCAAGACGAUGGAUGUCUACACGGUGUGUUCGACUCUGGGUUUUGCGGAUCGGCACAACUCCGAACGGCUCAAGAAUUGCUGUCUCACAUACAUGCUGAAAGACCGCGAGAGGUUGAAGGCCAUUGUCAAAACCGAAGGGUUCUUGCAGCUAUGCAAAAAUUCUGCGUCUGUUGCGCGUGAACUCUUUGAAAAGACUAUACAAAGUAAUUGA
Lolium perenne is the source of this 1074-nucleotide messenger RNA. RefSeq names its product BTB/POZ and MATH domain-containing protein 1-like. Lineage: Eukaryota; Viridiplantae; Streptophyta; Magnoliopsida; Poales; Poaceae. The record is from RefSeq and is a predicted model, not a curated record. Gene Ontology annotation, molecular function: protein binding. Gene Ontology annotation, biological process: protein ubiquitination.